Ambispora gerdemannii is the source of this 312-nucleotide messenger RNA. NCBI's taxonomy places the organism in Eukaryota, Fungi, Glomeromycota, Glomeromycetes, Archaeosporales, Ambisporaceae. The record is from the annotation of a GenBank genome assembly.
AUGGGAAAGGCUGAACCAGACUGUUUAUUGAAAAAGUUGGAAAUAUUGAUAGCUCACGAAUUAGCUCACUGUUUACUAGGAGAUUUUAAUUUAAACUGGGCUAAAUUACACGAUGAAGACCAUGACAAGUUAACCCAAGAGAUUGAAGAUUAUUUUUUAAAAGAAAUUAUCAAGUAUAGUAAAAGAGUAUUAGAAAGUAAUGAAGAAGAAAAGGUGUUUAAAUUAGGUGUCGCGAUAGCCUUUGAUUUAGAUACUAUCUGCGACCCCAAUAAAGCGGGUUAUGUUAAAGACGAGGAAGAAAAGAAACAUUGA